CUCCGGUCGCUCUCCCGCCUCCGGGUGGCCGCGGGCUCGGGCUCGGCGCCCGGACGACGGCGCGGCGACCGCCAUGGGCAACAAGCAGACCAUCUUCACGGAGGAGCAGCUGGACAACUACCAGGACUGCACCUUCUUCAAUAAGAAGGACAUCCUCAAGGCCCCCGCCUCUGGAGAGGCCGCACUGCGGCUGCUCGUCCUCCGCGGCCCGUGCCCACUCCUGCCCUGGCAGCGAAAGCUGGUCUCCGCCGCCCGGCGGCCCCUUCUUCACCUCUGGUUGCACGCACGGUUCUACGAGCUGGCCCCCAACCUCGUCCCCAUGGACUAUAGGAAGAGCCCCGUCGUCCACGUGCCCAUGAGCCUCAUCAUCCAGAUGCCAGAGCUCCGGGAGAACCCCUUCAAGGAAAGGAUCGUAGAGGCUUUUUCAGAGGAUGGCGAGGGCAACCUCACCUUCAACGACUUUGUGGACAUGUUCUCCGUGCUCUGUGAGUCGGCUCCCCGUGAGCUCAAGGCAAACUAUGCCUUCAAGAUCUACGACUUCAACACAGACAACUUCAUCUGCAAGGAGGACCUAACGCGGACGCUGGCCCGGCUCACCAAGUCUGAGCUGGACGAGGACGAGGUGGUGCUCGUGUGCGACAAGGUCAUCGAGGAGGCCGACCUGGACGGGGACGGCAAGCUGGGCUUCGCCGACUUUGAGGACAUGAUCGCCAAGGCCCCCGACUUCCUCAGCACCUUCCACAUCCGGAUCUGAGGACACUGCUGAGGGUGCGGGGCCCAGAAGCUGACCCUCUGGCUCUGCUGUCUACACGAGUGACCUCCAAGCUGCCCGGAAAAGACGCUGUGGCCUCUGGGGUCAUACCAACAUUUCCUUGG
Puma concolor (puma) is the source of this 876-nucleotide messenger RNA. RefSeq names its product calcium and integrin binding family member 2 (gene CIB2). Gene Ontology annotation, biological process: calcium ion homeostasis. Gene Ontology annotation, molecular function: magnesium ion binding; calcium ion binding. The record is from RefSeq and is a predicted model, not a curated record. Lineage: Eukaryota; Metazoa; Chordata; Mammalia; Carnivora; Felidae. Gene Ontology annotation, cellular component: cell periphery; cytoplasm; stereocilium.